Messenger RNA from Zingiber officinale, 2287 nucleotides. Its product is annotated as serine/threonine-protein phosphatase BSL3-like. Gene Ontology annotation, molecular function: hydrolase activity. The transcript has 7 exons. The record is from RefSeq and is a predicted model, not a curated record. The coding region runs from base 1179 to 1982 and encodes 267 amino acids. Lineage: Eukaryota; Viridiplantae; Streptophyta; Magnoliopsida; Zingiberales; Zingiberaceae.
AUGUUGGCCUCACUGUCGACGGUGAUCUCUUUGUCGCGUGCAACGAAUGUGCCUUUCCUAUUUGCAGGACUUGCUACGAAUACGAGCGACGGGAAGGCAACCAAGUCUGCCCUCAGUGCAAGACCAGAUUCAAGCGGCUCAAAGGUACGUAAAAGAAUGAAACGCAAGGAAGCCCUAGAUCCCUUCCCUUCUUUCGUUUUUAGGAGAUAUAUUAAAAGUUUACUCUGCUAUAUGGGAAACUGGAGUUGGACAUUUAGUGUAUUGCUAUACCAACACACGAAAGUUCCUUUUCAGCAAAUCUCGCCAGUCUUAAAUCCUGUAGUAAACCCCAGUGAUGGAUCCUUCGGGUAUAUGAUCCUUCUUGUUUUAGAACCUGAUAUGGUUUCAUCUGUAACUCCCUAUAGGGUUAGUAAUAGAUCUCUCUUUGCUUAUAUCUUACUUGUAUCAGAUUGUUGAAUUCAACGACAUUGUAAAUUUACAGCAGAAAUUGGAUUGUUUGUUAACUCAAUAUGAUCUUUGGGAAUAAACUAGAAAUUGAGAUGUUUGUUAUAAUCCAAAUAGAGAUGACUAACCAGAAAUUGAUCUGUUGGUUAAAAAUUAUGUUAGAUGGAGAGGAAUGUUAUUUGAUAGGUAAAAGAGAAGUUAAACCUUAUUGACUUUGGUGUUAGAUUUUGUCGAUAACUACAAAAAUUAUAAUGAUGAUUACAUCUCUUGAAAAGGAACACCAAUUAAACAUAAUUGUACUUUUCAAUUAAACAUAAUUGAAAAGGAAAUCUCCGCUUUGGCAUUCUUCGUGAUGGAAAAGCUCGCAGCUUUCAUCAGCGCUUCGUGUAGAUAUUCUCACAAAGGCCUUGAAUUCUAACGAACAUGGUGGACGUAUGAGAGGCAUAGGAGCAAAUGUCACUCCAUCAUCCUUCUUCAAGGUUGCUAGAGGGAAGGUGCAAAUUGAAGGAAUUUGAAGUGAUACUACACCGGUUGCAUAUAUUACAUCUAAAAGAUGUGAUUCGAAGGAAUUCAUUGGGGCUCGAUGUAGAGUUAUAUUGAUUAUCUCUUUUUGGGUGAUUACGUUAAUCGUGGCCAACAUAGCCUGGAAACUAUUACUCUUCUCCUUGCAUUAAAGGUAUUACUUUCCCCUCAAGCUUGUCAAUGUGAUCAGUCUUAUCCAAGCAAAUAUUUUUAUGAAAAUAUUUAGCAUCAAAGAAUUCUUGAAGGUAUUACUUUGCACUCUUCUUGUACAGGUUUAUGUUUACAAAUAUGUUGUAUCUUUAAACUUUUCAAAAUUUUCUGAAUCAAUGUUACAGAUUGAAUAUCCACAUAAUAUACAUUUAAUUAGUGGAAACCAUGAGGCAACAGACAUUAAUGCUUUAUUUGGGUUUCGUACCGAGUGCAUCGAGAGAAUGGGAGAACAAGACGGAAUCUGGGCAUGGCACCGUAUUAACAGAUUGUUUAAUUGGUUGCCUUUAGCUGCUUUAAUGGAGAAGAAAGUUAUCUGCAUGCAUGGUGGUAUUGGUCAUUCCAUAAAUCAUGUAGAGCAGUUCGAAAACCUUCAACGACCUAUCACAAUGGAAACUAGAGCAAUAGUUCUUAUGGAUCUGCUAUGGUCUGAUCCAACAGAGAACGACAGUGUUGAGGGGUUAAGACCAAAUGCCAAGGGGCCUGGCUUGGUUACUUUUGGGUUGAUAGUAAGGGCACAUGAGUGUGUCAUGGAUGGUUUUGAACGAUUUGCUCAGGGUCAUUUAAUCACUCUUUUCUCUGCAACUAACUAUUGUGGAACAACAAAUAACACGGGGGCAAUUUUGAUUUUGGGACCAGAUCUUGUGGUUGUCCCAAAGCUAAUUCAUCCCUUACCUCCUGCCUUCCAUUCUCCUGAAACAUCACCGGAACGUCAUAUUGAGGAUACAUGGAUGCAAGAAAUUAAUGCAACAAACCAGCCACGCCUACCCGAGGCAGACCUCAAGUGGCAAAUGAUCGAGGUUCUCUAGCCUGGAUAUAGAAAUCAUCCCAAAUAUGGUAUACUAAUUCCCCUUCUGUGAACUGAGGUUCCUGGUGGUUCAGCUGUUGGACCUACUCUUUUGAACAAGAAGCUGGGUUUAUAAACUGGCCAUCAAAAUUUGUAAAGCUCUUAGAUAUUUCAACAUGUAAAGUUGAUUGAAAGUUGCUCACCAAUAGUGUUUUUGUGGUAGUUAUUCUUUCCUUGUCGGGACAAAUCGAGGUUAACAAUUACUAUGAGCCAUGUAUAAUAACAAUCUUUUCCCUUAUUGCAGUUCCAUCGCUAUAAUUUCUUUGG